GUCUGCUGGAAGAAGUAGCCCACAGUAAGAUACCAAGCACGAGGGACGAACAAACAAAACGCAACCUCUGCAAAUAAGUAUUACAAUUAAUUUUUCUUACAAUUUUACAGAGGAAAGAAACAAAACAUAUUUCGGUCAUUUUACACUUCGGUUGUGUCCCUCGAUAAUUCAUCCUUAUUGAAAGACUAAACAAAAAGGAACAAUAGAAUGUCUGGUUCCACUGGUUUCCUUUUUAAAGACAAACUUUUGGUCGGAUCGAAAUAUGUGAUCGGAAAGUACGACGUUACUGUAGAAAAGUACUUAUCAGAAGGUGGAUUUUCCCAUGUGUAUGCUGUGCAAACAUCCUCGAAAACAGACGGAUCUCCCCUUCCAGCAGUACUAAAACGCAUGUAUGCAGCGGAUGAACAUGCUUUGAAAUCCAUCAAGUUGGAAAUUGACACAAUGAAAUUGCUUAAAUCCAGUCCCAACAUUGUUACUUACUACGACUGUUCUUUUAUUCCUUUGAAUGAAGAGAAAAAAGAUUAUGAAGUACUUUUGUUAAUGGAAUAUUGUUCUGGUGGUGGUUUAAUUGAUUUUAUGAAUCAGCGUUUGCAAACUCGAUUAUCGGAAGUAGAGGUGUUGAAGAUUAUUUCAGAUGUUACGCAAGGUGUAGCGGCUAUGCAUCGUUUACGACCUCCAUUGGUCCAUCGGGACUUGAAGGUUGAAAAUAUCCUGCUAACUUCUUCUUUUUCUUCGUUCAAGCUUUGCGAUUUUGGUAGCGUGACCGAGCCUAUCCAUGCCGCAGAAAACUCAACUGAAAUUCACUUAUUGGAAAAAAAUCUUGCUACGUUUACUACUUAUCAAUAUCGAGCCCCGGAGAUGAUCAAUCUUUAUGCCGGACUCGCGAUCGAUGAAAAAAGUGAUAUGUGGGCUUUGGGUGUACUACUCUAUAAGCUUUGCUAUUACAUUACCCCUUUCGAAACCCAAGGACCAAAUGCUAUCCUCAAUUCGACCUAUGCUUUUCCUCCUUUUCCGCAAUAUUCGCAUUCCCUAAAGAACAUUAUUAUUGCUUUGCUUCAGCCAAACCCUUGUUUACGUCCUAACGUUUUUCAACUAAUGUAUGAAAUCUGUCGGCUUCGCGGGAAGCCAUUGCCAUUUGGUGAUUUUUAUGCCGGCAACGACCCUUCCUUUUAUGAUAUGAGUAAUAGAAAAGUAAUGUCCCUCACUAGACAAUCUCAAGGACGCGCAUUCAACCAACAAAUCCCUAUUCCUGCACCGAUGCCCACCUCCCAUAUUCAAGGUUCUCGACCUACUGUUGCUCCUAUGACACCUCCUGCUUAUCCAUCUCAUUCUGGUUCGAACCCAUUUUUCGUAAAAGCUGACAUGUCUGGUACAUCUCAAAAAAUGCGCAGUCCAAUAUCUUUUGAACAGAAUAUACCGACAACUCAUCCAUUAGAUUUGGGGUCUUCAAGGAACUACAGUUUUCAUAACCAAGAACAGAUACCUCAUAAUACUCCUGCUGCUGCAGAUUCUGUUCCCCCUUCUUACAUAUCUAGCGAUAGCAAAAAUCCUUUUCCAGUUUCCCAUUCCACGACGGGUACAUCUAGUCACUAUGUACCGACUGACUAUCUAAAGACAGGGUCAAAAUCGGUUCCUGAAUCAGUGGGUGGAAGCUUGGAGGAUAAUAUUGCUUUACGUUAUCCAGAAUUAAGUGAACUGGAAGCGCAGAUUACGAACCAGACGGAUACAUCUUCCCAAAAGGCUUAUGAAAAUUCGAAGCGAGAAGUUGAAAUUGCCAAAUUAGCUGAUGAUGCAUUUGCCAGUUUCUUAAAACCAGCGGUAUCAAAUGAUGAGGAUGUGAAGACAAAUAAUGAGUCUCCAAAUUAUCGAUCAUCCUCUUCACUUGACACGGAUGGUCAGAAGCCAGAAAAGACUGGAUCGCAAGCAGAAUUUCAAGAUUUUUCUAAUCCUUCUAUAUCGUCAAGUGAGUUACCAAAGUGGUUUUCUAACCAGUCCGAUUCAACUACCCAAAAAUCUCCUUUGGAAUAUAAAGACGAAACGGUAGCUUCUCCACAGAGAGUGUUUCGACACAAGAAAUCGUUAUCUCACGGUUUACCUUACUCUUCGUCUCAUUCUAAUUUAAAAACAGAAAGUAAUGGCGAGGCUGAUGAGGCAUCCUCUUCUUUACGUCGUCGGAAAUCAACCGCCGCCAAUCAAAAAUAUACACGCCAACCUUCAAACCCUUAUUUCACUUACGAAGGAUUAGAAUACCCUGAACAACAACCCAUUCCGAAUGACUUUUUUGAGGAAGCGAGAAGAAACUCAUCAAAUCCCGCUUCAUCUUCAAACCCACAUGUGUCUGACUCUGAAGAAAGGUCUGCAAUACCAUCUUUUGAGACUCUUAAAAGGACGAGUAGCGCAAAAAGCGAUUGGAGUUCACACGAUUUUCAGCCACCCAUGUUCUCAACUAAGAAUCCGUACUUGAAGCAACUUUCCCCUGAACAAUAUAGAAAUAACAUGUUGCAUAAUGAACAAGACAAUCUGUUAGAUCCCUCUGAUUCUGAGAAGAUUACGAUCCAUGAUAACGAUGAUGUACAAUGCUUUUUCAAUGAUGGACUACAGAAAAGCCUUUCAUAUUCAAAUUCAGGACGAGCUAGUGUUACAAAUGAUUUCCCUCAAACUGCCCCGAUGAGCUACCUUGAUAAAGAAACAGAACGAUAAAGCUUCAACUCUCUUUAUACACAGGAUAGCUCUCAAUCUUGCACCUCAUAAGAAACUAAAGCAAUCAAAAGCUUAAAUUUUGCUGUACGCCUCUGUGGUUUUCUGAGUUUCGAUACAAUCAUGCAUCAGAUUUCCUCGAUGGAUUACUGUUUUAUGCAAUGUCUAUAUCCAGUAUUAAAAAUGUAAUAUCACUGAUUUAUGCUAUAAUCCGUUUAUUGAGCUUAUGGAAUCUUAUAUCUACUUGACUGCAACAUACAUAUGGUGAUAGAAUUACGAUAUCGGUAAGUAAUGAUCAUUUUCAGGUUAGUUUUUUGUUGUGCUUCGAUA
Schizosaccharomyces octosporus yFS286 is the source of this 3027-nucleotide messenger RNA. RefSeq names its product NAK protein kinase Ppk29. Gene Ontology annotation, biological process: peptidyl-threonine phosphorylation; protein autophosphorylation; actin filament organization. Gene Ontology annotation, molecular function: ATP binding; protein serine/threonine kinase activity. The record is from RefSeq and is a predicted model, not a curated record. The coding region runs from base 208 to 2700 and encodes 830 amino acids. Gene Ontology annotation, cellular component: cytoplasm. NCBI's taxonomy places the organism in Eukaryota, Fungi, Ascomycota, Schizosaccharomycetes, Schizosaccharomycetales, Schizosaccharomycetaceae. The transcript has 4 exons.